This is a messenger RNA of Scheffersomyces amazonensis, 2294 nucleotides long. Its product is annotated as sodium:solute symporter family protein. The transcript has a single exon. The record is from RefSeq and is a predicted model, not a curated record. Gene Ontology annotation, biological process: urea transmembrane transport; putrescine transport; spermidine transport. Bases 216 to 2294 code for a protein of 692 amino acids. Gene Ontology annotation, molecular function: spermidine transmembrane transporter activity; urea transmembrane transporter activity; putrescine transmembrane transporter activity. Gene Ontology annotation, cellular component: plasma membrane. Lineage: Eukaryota; Fungi; Ascomycota; Pichiomycetes; Serinales; Debaryomycetaceae.
CUUAUCGGUAAUAUAACCUAAAGGAUGAAGAUAUUUGAUUUCAUCUGAUUUUUAUAAAGAUUGCUUAAAAAUGAUAUCAAUAAAUUAUAACGUACCAUUUCUAAUUUUGCAGUUAGUAGGUGAACAUUUAUUAUAUAAGAAGAAAGAAAUCACAUUUGCUCUGUACCAAGAAAGUUGCUAGAAAUAGAAAAGUACAAGUAAAAAUAUAAAUCAGUAUGUCAACAUCAGAACCAAAUACAGUGGUGUUCUCACAAGGAACCGGAUAUGGUUUAGUAAUUGGAUUAGGAUUUGCUUUUGCGGUGAUCAUGUUAAUAGUAUCCAAAUUGCUUGAGAAAAUCUUCAAUGAAAUUCAAAAUUCAGAAAUGUUAAUGACUGCUAAAAGAAGUAUUUCUCUGACAGGUUUAUUAGCUUCAAGUAUAGUUAGUUCAUGGACAAUUGGGCUGACAUUGUUACUUUCUACAACAUCAGCUUAUCAAAAUGGUGUUAGUUCUGCUUAUUGGUAUGGUGCUGGGGCAUGUGUCCAAAUUAUUAUAUUUUCUUGUAUGGCUCUUGAAAUGAAAAGGAAAGCUCCUAAUUGUCAUACAUAUCAAGAAAUUGUUGCUGUAAGAUACUCAACACAUACCCAUUUGAUUGCUUUUGGUUAUUCGGCCAUUCAAAUGGUCACAUACACUGUAAAUUUACUUAUUAAUGGUCUGUCUGUGUUUUCUAAUAUCACCGGAAUGAACAGAGAUGCUGCAAUUUGUUUAUUCCCAAUAGGUGUUAUUAUUUAUACCUUGGUAGGAGGUAUCAAAGCAACUUUUUUAACUGACUGGACUCAUACAGUUAUUAUUUUUGUGAUUUUGCUUACAUUUAUGUUUAAUACAUAUGCAACAAAUGAUACAAUUGGUUCACCAGCAAAAUUAUGGGAGCUUUUAACAGCCACUGCUGAAAGAAGGCCAAUUGAAGGUAAUGCUGAGGGAAGUUUAAUGACUUUGAGCUCAGUUCAAGGUGGUCUUUUUGGUUUAGUACUUUUUGGUGCUGGAUGGGCAGCAUCUGUUGAUUCGCAAUUAUUUCAAAAAGCUAUUGCUGCAGCCCCUGAGAAAGUUUGCUUAUCCUAUAUUUUAGGUUCAUUAGCAUGGUUUACUAUUCCCUUUUGUUUGGCCACUACUCUUGGUUUAGCUGCUGCUGGUAUCGAAACUUUGAGUGUGUUUCCAACUUAUCCUAAUUUAAUGUCAGAGGCACAAAUUGGGGAUGGAUUAGUUAUGCCAUAUGCAGCAGCAGCAUUAAUGGGUAAAGGAGGUGUUGGUGCUGUUCUUACUAUGAUCUUCAUGGCAGUUACAGCUGCUUAUUCAUCAGAAACAAUUGCCGUCUCAGCUUUAGUCACUCAUGAUAUAUAUAAAAGAUACUUUGAUCCAAAUGCCAGUGGUAAGAAGCUCGUGUUAGUAUCACACUCUGUUGUCAUUGGCUUUGGUAUAGUUACUAUUGGUAUGGGAAUUGGUUUAGCACAUGCUGGAUUUGAUGUCUCAUUUAUUACUACAGUAUCAGGUAUAGUUGUUAAUGUUAAUGUUAUACCUAUGAUGGCAACAUUAUUCUGGACAAAAAUGAGUAGUUUUGCCUACAGUGUUGGUACUAUCUUAUCAACUUGUAUUUCAUUAGCUGUUUGGUUUGGUUAUACUGUUCAUCAAUCAGGUACGAUAAAUUUAACGACCUUAUCUACAAAUGAAGCUUUGGCAGCUGGAAAUACUGUAGCAGUUGGUGUUCCGUUGAUAAUUGUGCCUAUUUUAGUAUGGAUUAAACCAGCAAAUUUUGAUUGGGAAACUUGGAAACUUGGAAUUAAACAAGAUGAUAAUGUUGAAUUUGAUGAAUCUCAUCAUUCAAAACAAAUUGUUUAUAAUCAAGAGAAAUCCACACAAUUUGAAUUGGAUAAGGCUGAACAAAUGCAAGAUGUGAUUAUGAGACAAAGAAAGUAUGGUUUUAUUGCUACUAUUGUGUUUGUCUUAUUCUUCCUUAUCGUGUUCCCAUUACCAUUAUAUGGAUCUGGAUAUGUAUUUAGUAAGACCUUUUUCAGAGGUUGGAUUGUGGUUAUGUUUAUUUGGGGUUUUGUAGGGGCCUUUAUUGUUAUUCUUUUACCAUUAUGGGAAGCUAGAUUUACGUUUAUGACUUUGAUUAAGGUUAUGAUGGGUAAAAAGCCACAACCAAGAGGAGAUAUUAGAUAUAAGGAUGCAGAUGAUGUUGAGCAUCAAUCUGAAGAUAGCAGUAUGCAAAAGACCAAAGACUAUGGCACAACAGUUGAAGUUGUGAGUCAAGAUUUGUAG